UCCCAGCACAACAGUCCACGCAUUGAUAUUACAGGAAAUGAAUAGGAAAUAUACAGGCUAAAAUGUGGUCAAAAAUUUUCCGACAAUAACUUCUCAUCUUUCGUUAGCGGUCAAGAACCUUAUAAAUUACACGUAAGGACAUUUGUAAGGGCUUAUUUGAAAUUGUCUUUCACUUUAGUGUUGGGCGGUUGAGGUGAGAUAUAGCGAUUUAAUACAAAGAUUCGACAGUCAUUGUUUAUUGAAUGGCGCUGUGACACGAGGGGUGGCCUAUACCUCCAGGGCACGGUCUGACGUAUCAGGCGACUCGCAUAGCUUAUAAACCAAUCGGUAUAUUUUAAUUUGUACUUGAAAUAUCGGAGAGUUAACAAAUUGAUUAGUAGCAGUCCAACUGCCAAGCGUGUGACAAGUACCUUCCAUUGUCCGUUAUCUCGGAAUACAAGCAGCGUAUAGAAAGGAGCGUGAAAAUAAACAAAACCCAUCGUCAUAUAAAUAUCAAGGGAAAAUCACGUAUAGUUGGCAAAGUGGCCAAAGCACAAGUGGUGUCUUAGACUUAGAAGCAGUAUAAGUAAGGGAUUGAUCUGAAUUAAAUUGUAUUGUACUGUAUUGGUGGCUGGCGACAGUUGGUAUAAUCCAAAUAUUGUACGAUACUCGAUAGUGUGAAAGACAAAAUACCUGAGACGUAUAUCCUUUAAAUGGCAUUUACUUUCUAAAGUGGAUUAUUGCACAGUCAAAUUAUAAUAGUCGCAGUACGUCGUCAGUGUUGCUAAAGUAUUCAGACGGCACUAUACAUAUUGACACAAAAACGAGAAUUAAGCCUUAAGGCGUUUUGAUACAGGUCGUCAUUCAUGCACCCAGAUAUUUAAUACAAGCAUCGCACGAGAUGCAUCGACGUCGCGGUUCAGCUCCGGCUGUCAUUUUACAGCAACAACUUUCAAAAUAUAAUAACUGGGAAAAGAAUGGUUUCCAUUCGGAAGAUGGAAAGAAGGACAAAGACAAACUAAAGAGUAAGAAAUCGCCAAAGAGUGAUAUAUCGCGUAGUUCUAGUCCGAUGGGCAUGUUCCAUCAAAUGGGCAAACUAUCUGAGGAAGGCGCAAGCAAGGAAAGAACUUCGAGUGACCCGUCGAUUAACAACCUAAUAUGCGGGAAUGGAAAUAAUAACAACCACCAUCACAGUCUUUCGAGAAGGCCUUCGAGCCCAACGCUCAUAACGAGCGAACGCAAAAAUGAUAAAUGUUCUGGCAAACGUUUGACCAUACGCGGUCAGGAUUGGUGCUCCACUGAAAUCACAAAUACAACUCGAAAUAACCUGAAGAAAGCUGGGUCGAUUAAGGAUUAUCAUAUCGUCUUACUGGGACAAGGUGGCGUUGGUAAAUCCGGUAAGUCUCUAUACAAUUUGUUUCUACACGGAUUGUGAUACAGUUACUAAGUAAACAACCUUUUAGCAGUUUUAUUUAAAGAGCGAGCACAUGCAAUGCGAUGUUUUGACGUUCCUCUCGACCAGUUAGUUUAUCUUUGUUAACUGUAUUCAUUAUUACCAUGACAUGGCUAUCAUGACCCUAACACAUCUUGAACUUAUCAAGUAAUCAAGAAAAAAGUGCAUGUAGCUUUUCACGCCGGUACAGGCGUUUAGCGCAUAAACUAAGAUACAUUUGUUAUUUUUUAAAGUCGAACGCGGUUAUCUCGAAUAUUUGUCAAUGCUCACUUUGUGUUGUCAUUGAUCUUGCGCUGUUAGGCUCCGAGUAGGAACGCAAAAUCGUGAUUUGAGGAGACAAUGCGUGAUACACUUUUCGUCGCUUAAAGAAUCACGCAUAUCUUUUACGUACGUUUUUUACAGAGAAACAAACCGACUAUGUUACGAAACGGGAAAUUUCAUAAUCAGUUCCAUCGAUCGCAAUUUAUCGAGUUCUUUUACACAGCUGCUAGAACUAUUCACAACACGCAAUUGACCGCCCGUCGUCUUCGAACAGUCUAAUGCUUGCAUAUCAACAAGCUGGCAAAUACAAGCUUUCAAGGUCUCUUUUACAAUGUGCCGACAUUGCAGCGAUUAUCCCCACUUCGUGUUGAUUCGUAAAACGAUACUGUCAGGCUUUGUUUUUCCUUUCUGCGGAAAUGCUCUCUUUUACCGUAGUUUUAAAUAAAUUCCGCUCAGGAUAAAUAUGCACAGGAUAAAUAUACAAAUUUGUUUAUUAAGCUCAAGGGUACUUGUGAUUCUAGAGUAUAAUACAUAUAUUGUGUACAUGAUACAUACUAAAGCGGUAUUGCGUGUUCCAGGAGAGGUGUAAAAGUAAAGCUAUCUUGCGAUUUUUGGCACACAAUUGCGACUCGCUGCGAACAUCGUCAAUGGCUCAUUGUCAAUCGCCCAUUUUCGCUGAUAGUGUUGAUCCCCUAUUUCCCUUGUGUUGUAUACUUAAUUGGAUUUCAAUCUGGUGUAUUGUGUGCGGUAUUUGAUUUAAAAACAACAAAUUUGGCAAGCGUUUUCUUGCAAUAAAAUUCGUGUUACAAAAGCAACACUUUCACGUGACCUUAGGCUUAGCCUUAGCUUCUUAGACAAAAGAAAAAACCCCAACAAUUUAUGACGACUUUAAAAAACUGAUAUCUAUACACAGAGGUCUGAGAGAUUGACAUACAUGCCGGCUUUCCAUACAAGAUAGGACGUCCGUCCACGGUUGGCAAGGUCGGAUAUGAUCAUUUUCUCGGCUUUUAUACAGUCAAGUACAAAAAAUACAAUAAGAGUCUUGUCAAUCAGUCAUGAAUUGUAACACAAGAAGAUAAAUCCUCGGAUGUAUCGUACUAAACAUUUACCAACAUGUUAAUACGUACAGUAGCUGAAGCAGCCCACAGUUUAAAACGUUGAUCAUUGGUGUAAUGAUAGGCCUUAUGAUAAUUACAUAGUUAUAUUUGUAAUAGAAAGCAUGGUAGACCUAUGAUUUUCCUCGGAUAUUCAUUACUUUAUAUAUAGGUAGCUCAAUAUAUUGUUGGAGUAUGAUUUAAUAGUUUAUGCAAAUUACUUUCAUAAAGUUUAGGUAAUGUUACACUGUAUUGAUUUCUCUACGGUUAGUUCAUACACGUGUCCAGAUAACAGAUUGAAUAACGAUCUCCAAGGAUACGGCAAACGCUCAUGUAUAAUAUACAAUGUGUAUGACUGGAGACAGAAAUCUCUAAUUUAGAAUUGCAAAAUUUUUUGGUGAAAAAUUUAAAACUCGUUGUCAAAUCAAAUAUCGAUUUAAUCAACCUGGUUUACGUCAAAAAAUAUUUUACAUUUCUUACCAGCGUGGAACAUUGAUUGAAACAUUGAUUUUUAAUAAUUUUAUCCCUUCGCAUUCCAUUUCUCAUUUAUCACAAUAUAUGUCAUUCUGCUUUCCAAAGUCCUAAUGAGUAUUGGUUAAUUAAAUUAAUUCAGGACUCGCCUACAACAACACUAAUCAACAAAAUGAUCAUAUCAGAGUGCACUCUUGGUGCCAGAUUAUUAUGCUCCACUCUCGCAGUAUACUGUAUACCGCAUAAUAUAAAACCUGCAGGGCGACCAGGGUAAUAUCAGUCAGAUUGAAAUGUUUUUUGGCUUGGCUUUUUGCAUUACUGUUUUAAUUGUGUCCCCCAUGUUUUCAAUUUUGGCGUGUGCAUAGUUAUGAUUUAUGCAUGUAUAAUAACUGUAUUCGCUGCUCAAUUGCUCAAAACAAGCAAAAUAACAACUCUUGCCUACGGCUUCGGCAUUAGAAAAAUAAUUGUUUUAAUUGGAAAGAAUUUCAAGUAGCUUGAAGUAUAACUAUAUGUACUACAUAUUUCAUUGUUUCAUAUAAUAUUUAACCAUUGACAGGCAUCAACAAUUGGCACUGAAAUGCGAAGGUCAGCCAUUAUAUAAUAUCAAAAUUAGUGUGUCAUCAAAUAUGGGCAUUUCGCUAUAGUUAUAACACAAUUGCCAGACAAGCAGCAUGUGGUUCGGUGGUUGCGGCCGGCAUCCUUAUACAACUGAGUGAAAUGAACUGACGCAAAUUGUAUACAACAACGUAUAUUUACAUACAUUUAAUUGCGAGUAUAAGAAAUAUGCAGCAUAAACCAAUUUAAAUUAAUACAUGGAUUCAAACGUCGGCACGUAUAGAUACAACCAAUUAAAUUGCAAUUACUCAAUAAGUGUUUUUCUCUCUUUUCUUGUUCACAGCUCUACUCGUAAGGUUCUCAACUGGCAGAUUUAUUUAUGAAUACCAUCCGACAUUAGGUAAGGUUGCAUCUAAAUACCAAUUGUAUGUUCACUGUUAUAAUCAUCUGAAUUAUACCCGUCAAAGGACAACUAGAUUGGUCAAAAUGACAGAAUCGUUGUGAACAAAGACAGGUAGGAAAAGUCAUUGACGCAUUGGUAGUUUCUUCUUUGUAAAAUCCAAAAGAUUGGAAUUUCAAUACUGAUAAGAAUCUAAAUUAACAUGCAGGUCGUUUGUAGUUUCUAGAGUUGAUUUCAGCGGUCUGUUUGCGCAGUUGUUUUUUCAACAGUAUAUAAUUAGUAUAGCUAGCUAUAUACAGGUCUGAAAAGGCGUUGGCCAACUGCAUGCCACCAAUUUGAACAAAAAUUAGUCGUGUGUUAAGUAGCAUGAAUAAUGUCAAAUGAAACAAAUAGCAAACACUCUGAGAAAAUCUUUCCAGCAUGAUAAUGGCAUUAAAAAGAAACUUAUGUGCGUGCAAAUCAACAUGUCUGUGUAUGUGCAAACAAAUUAACAUGUCACUGUGUUUUUCUCACACAGAAAUGAAUUAUGAGAUGCUUGCAGAAAUCGAUGACGAGAUAGGAGACCUACAUAUCUUGGAUACGGCUAAUACGGUGAGGAUUGAAUAUAUCAACCAUUUAUGCGUGCGCCACGAAAGCUAUCAUUUUCAAUUGCCAUACGCACUUAUAACGCACGUGCAUUAAGUCUAUGGCUAUACACUGUGUCAUCACAUUUAAUGAUUUACGCGAUCUUGCAAUGUUAAGUAUAUAAAACGCAAAGUGGUGCGUUUAACACAAAAUGGUGCUUUAAUAUUUGGCUAAACACUUUGAAAUCGACCCGUUAUUCGUCGAGAAUGUUAUAUACUUUAACAAAUUUGCGCAAAUUAAAUAAUCGAUCUUCCAUCGUCGGGCGGAAUGUCUAUCUGUUAAUAUCAUUUAAUUAAGAGUUUGGUCCGCUGCGUGUUUCCAGAUCACCUGAGGAAUGAAACAAAAACAAACUGCAAAAGAGAAAAGUAUAAAAGUUUGACAAAUGUAGGAGUGUGCAUGAUGUAUCUUUUCUUUAUAUAUUAUAUUAUAUGGAACUCCGUGGAAUCAACAUUAAAUUAUAAGCGGUUGUACUCUUUCUUUCUGCAUGGUAUACGUCAGUCAGUGACCUGAAAAUCUUUAGACCGAAUUUAACUGACCAGGACGUAUAUUACUGGUCAAAUAUAACAAGAUUCCUGCAUGGUUACAUUAACCAGAUCGACGGUUAAUAAUUAUGGUAGAAAGUGAUCAUGAGGUAAGAUAAUCAGGACUAUUAAAUUAGGACAGGGCUAUUAGGGUUAUUUCUAGGUUAACCAUGAAGAAAAUUUUAGUUGGGGUAUUUUUAAUUUAGAGUGCAUGUUUAUUUUUGCGCUGUAUAUUUUAUAGUAACGAGCAUUCUCUUACGUUUCGUACAAAAAAACACACUUGUAUAUACUACCCAGAAAGAAAGAACUUAAUAAUACUAAUUAUAUACAGUACGUACUCUUAUUUGAUUGUGAAAAAAAACCCACAAUUUAAUUUCUCCUUUUAUUGGGUAUUAAAGUCUUAUUGGAGUAUACAAGUCAGACAUUGGAGCAGCGACACAAAAUCAAAUUCCAUAUUCAAGUUACAUGCAGUAGGCUACCUCGCAAGUUACCAUUCGAACUGAGAAACAGUAUAGUCUAUAGACUCUGCGACACUGCAUGUCAUAAAUAAUGAUAACCUUUGGCUUUGUUGCUACAAUAAACCUAAAGUUGCCGCAAUUUUUUCGGCAACUACUAAUUAUCGGUCUCAUAUAUAACUUUGUCUUUGAAUAUACAUAUAAUAAUAUGCAUGCGUGCAUAGGCAUAGCAUAGCCAUAGUAUAUUAUAUUAUACACUCUACAGCAAGAAUGUUGAUGUAUUUUAAAUGAUGAAGUUUUCUUUACCAAAUUAAAUUCUAUAAAACCUAAACUGAAACUAAUCCAUAUACACACAGUGAGUGACUAAUUCAGUAAUUGUCUAGACCUUUUAUAUAUUUUAAACCUUAGCUAUAUAUAUAGUUUCCACUCAGCGCACCGCGUUGUUUCGAACCACUGAUCAACCAUUUAAACUUCCAAUGCAAGAAAUGAAGUUUAUCUAAUUCACAUUCAUUAAUAUUAGUUUUUAUCAAAGAUUGGUUUACACUAUACAAACGUUUCUAUGAUCACGGGAGGCUAUCAGGGCCGUUGCAUGGCUUUGCUCAAAACGUCGAGGUUCUGCUAAUACUUUUCAGGUAGUUGUACCCUCUCUCAAUUCGCAGCUGUCUAUCAAACUUUAAUUAACUACUAGUACUAUUUUGAAUUAAACUAAUUAUUGAGGCUUUCAUUGCUUUGCCGUUCACCAAAGAAACUUCUAUACUAGUGUGAACCAACUUCAUAAUCGCGUGCUUGUUUGUAUUAAUCAGGAAAUGCGUUGCACGGUACAACAUACGUACAUGUACUGUUAGCCAAAAUCAUUUGCGGCUUUUUUUCAAUCAACCGAUUGUCGCAAAUCUUGCGAAUGGCCAUAUAUACAAAAGACUAAUUGCUGCGGAGCUUUUUUAAUUGUAUCAACUCAUUUACACAUUCUAGAAGCUGCUCUGCCCACCCGCCCCGUAGCAUUGUGCAGCGAAUAAUGAAAGUAUGCAUAACUUGACGCCAUGAUAUUAUAAUAAAGUUUGAAACUAUUAUUAGACUUAGCCUUAGGACACCUGCAGCACUGUCUGAUACUGUGAUGACGAAUACAUACUAGUUACAUUACAAUAUGUUGCUAUCUUCCGUAGAAAACCAAAUCCGAAAUUUUAACAAAUCGCUUUGUAUAUCACCGGGAAGAUCAAAAGAGUAAUAUAAACAUAUCGUAAAACAAUUUAAAACCAUGCCGACUACGACCUCUUGAGUGCUGAAACACACAAUGAUCGAUAAAAUUCCGAAUAAGAUUAAUAAGACGCAAAGGCGAAGCCUAUAAGAUUAAAUACCAUGCACGAGAAACGUCAACAAACAAGCACGCGACUAUAUAAAGAACUUAACGACUAUUUAGCUAAUCCCGACAUGUUUAUGAGAUUUUUAGCAAGAGAAAAUUGGAUUUCGCGUUGAUAUAAUUAAUGACUCCGCAUGGUCCCGCCUACAUAACAAGGGUCUAUUUUUGUCAUCAAAAAAAUGUAUAAAUAAACCAAAUGUCUCAAUAUAGUACACAAUGAGUUGAAAGGUGGCCUGAGCUAUUAAUGUAAUCGUAAGAUUUUACCAUUUAAGCACUAGGUUGAGCUUACCUUUGUGAGUUACCCUCAUCGACGAUCGAUAAAGCAACUCUUUAUAUAUGGCUGUCGGAGGCAAAUUACCUGUCAGCAUUUAUCACAGUUAGAUAUAUUUAGAUUGAAGUUUUGCAAAUUACCGCUCGAAAUAUCCACGACCGAAAUAACUCAUAUGUAACUAAAUAUAUAUAUAUACUAUAGUAUAAAAAUAAGGAUAUUGGUUUGGGAUCAUGGGAUUAUAACAACCAUGCAUGAGGUUUAAUUAAAUUCUUGGUUAAGAUAGGGGAUAUAGGAAUCUUAGGGAUGAUAGGAAUAAAUUGUAGGAUUUGUCUGAUUAUGAUCCACUGUCUUACAUGCAGCAUGUGCAGAUGCUUCCAACUACGUCGUCCAACGGCCACGCCAAGUUUUUAAUAUCUUCAAAUUCUCCCCUGACUCAAAUCGUGAUUUAGCGUAACGACGUAAGGCUCCAGUUUUGGGCUAAUUCUAUAUUGGCAAGUAUUUGUGGGUAUUAGAUAUUGAUGAUAUUAGAAUUAGAGUAAUAGACGUUAAGAAGCUGACUCGUACCCAGUCGUCAUGAGUAUACAUAUAUAGAUCGGUGGACUGAGGAGUGAGAUCUUGAUCAUUCCCGUCAUACACCAUUGUUUUUCAACCCCGUUCAAUCCAUUCAGGGACUUGCCACAUACAGUUUUUAGCAUCUUCAGAUCCUGCCCAUAUUUAACGUAUCCCAAUGAUGCAAAUUGAUUUUUCUUUCCAUUUUCAGACUGAGCCUGUAUAUUUGAACGAAGGCCAAGGUUUUAUUGUCAUAUAUUCCAUCAACGAUCGCUUAAGUUUUGAGACUGCGAAACAGCUCGUUAAACUAAUACGAGAAGUGAAGAAAGCCAAAGGUUCUUCAAUCGUUUUGGUUGGCAACAAAGUUGAUCUUAAAUAUGAUCGAGUUGUUCCGCGUAAAGAAGGGAGAAACUUUGCUGUUGAAUGUGAAUGCACUUUCUAUGAAACAUCCGCCAUGAACAAUAUUAACGUUCCAGUCAUAUUUCAUGAUCUUGUCAAACAAAUGAGAGCUAUCUCUAAAAAGAACGGUCGAAUGAACUCACUGAAGAAUUUCUUUGCGAGAUAACCGGGGAAGUUGAAAGAAAAUUUUAUUGUUUCAAUUAAAAAACUGUCUCAUCUGUAAAGGAACAAGCUUUCAUUUUUGUCCUUACUUGCGGAGAUAAUUCAGUUUCUUGAUAUGCAGUGCUAACCGACUUACAUCAGACAUUGCGAAAUAAACCGCCAAAGACGUGAUUUCUACCCAGUGAAAUCAGAUGGGAAAAAUGCCUAUGCUAUGGUCUUGCUUUCAGAGUAUAAUGUAUAAAAAUUUACAAAUAAUUUAUUUGUCGAUAACACAUUGUGCAUAGUGUGACGUAACUUUGUUUGCUUUAUCUGAGGAAAAUAAAUUUACAGUUUUGAGAGUUUUUUUUCAAAUGAAACAAUAAAAUAGUUCGCGCCAUCCUACCUUAAAACAAAAUAUUUAAAGUAAGAAUGGAGGAAUAGUAAACCUGAUGGUAUAUUACCUGAAUGGACAAAACCUCUUUCCCAAGCGAUGGAAGCGAUCUGCUUGACCUUGUAUAUGUUAGGCACUAUUGAUUUGGUUAAAUAAGUAGUUUGCGUGUUCGAGGUUAUUAAAGGUAGAGACGUACUGAUGUAGAGUGAUAUUCAAAACAUAUUUGGAAAUAGAUAUACUUCUACCGAGAAUUUAGGGGCUGUUCAGAUACAUGAUCCUGGUUUGCCAGGAUGGUAUUUGGCAUAGGCGGUUAAUUUUGUUGCAUGUAAGUAAAUACUUCAAAUGUUGUCGAGAAGAUCUCGUAUUCCAAUAAGGUUAUUAUUGCUGCUUGAACAAUCAAAAUCAUCUUGCCUCACAUCUCACCUCCGGCAAAUGUGAACAGCCCCUAAAUAGAAAAUAUUCAUGUGUGUUCACAAUAUGAGCAAUGGAAAGUGAGAGAGAUAUGGCUAUUGCAUGCCUAUUGGCCGGCCCAAUAUGCGUUGUAAAUCCGAUUUAACGGCAUUUUAUGUACAAUACGCUAACAGUAACAUAUCUUUCUUCAUAACUCUGAAAUGUGUAGAGCACGUUGCGUACAGUAUGAUGUAUUCAGAUGAUAUGAAUUUAGACAUACUUUUAAAAUCUAUAGGCGUUGAUAUCCGACGUGAAACACUUACGAUAACAUUUUACAAUUUGUACAUGGAAUUGGAAAGAGUAAUAUUUUUGUCACAAAGUGAUAACAGAAAAGAUAUUGUUUUAAAAAUUGUACAGUUUUUAACUAGAUUAGGGC
This is a messenger RNA of Paramuricea clavata, 9744 nucleotides long. The record is from the annotation of a GenBank genome assembly. Lineage: Eukaryota; Metazoa; Cnidaria; Anthozoa; Malacalcyonacea; Plexauridae.